AUAUUUCUGUACGGUCCUGAGGCAGCCUGGGCAGUCGCCGGGUCGGGAGAGGUGCUGACAGGGCGGAGCCGCCGCCUGGCUCAGCCGGCCUCACCCCUCCCGCCCGGGACAGGUGGCUGGAGCGCGCCCCGCCUUUCGCCAGCUGCGAGUGGGAGCGAGGGAGGGCCGGUCCGGGACGGUCGCCUCCAGCUGCGAGUGCGAGUGAGCGAGGGCUAGUCCUGGACCACCGGGCCAGGGGUCCGGCGGCAGCAGACAAGUACCGUGGCGGCCAAAAAAAUGUUCCUGUGCCGAGGGGCCCCCGCCGGCCCUGGCGCACCGGGCUGCGGAGUGGCCCGGCCCGGCGGCGGCCCGCAGGCCUUCGGGAUACGCCUGAGCACGAUGAGCCCCCGCUACCUCCAGAGCAACUCCAGCAGCCACACGCGACCCUUCAGUGCCAUCGCGGAGCUGCUAGAUAAUGCUGUAGAUCCAGAUGUAUCCGCCAGGACGGUCUUUAUAGAUGUUGAGGAGGUCAAGAAUAAAUCUUGUUUGACAUUUACCGAUGAUGGAUGUGGGAUGACCCCUCAUAAACUACACCGAAUGCUCAGCUUUGGCUUUACAGAUAAAGUAAUAAAGAAGAGCCAGUGUCCCAUUGGGGUCUUUGGUAAUGGUUUCAAGUCAGGCUCCAUGCGGCUAGGAAAAGACGCCCUUGUCUUCACCAAGAAUGGGGGUACUCUCACUGUUGGACUUCUAUCACAGACCUAUCUGGAAUGUGUCCAGGCCCAGGCAGUUAUUGUACCAAUUGUUCCUUUCAACCAGCAAAACAAAAAAAUGGUGAUUACUGAAGAUUCAUUGCCCAGCCUAGAAGCCAUCUUGAACUAUUCCAUUUUCAACAGUGAAAAUGACCUGCUGGCCCAGUUUGAUGCCAUCCCAGGCAAAAAAGGCACUCGUGUUCUCAUUUGGAACAUCCGCAGAAAUAAAGAUGGAAAGUCUGAGUUGGACUUUGAUACAGAUCAAUAUGACAUCCUGGUAUCAGACUUUCACACAGAAGAAAAAGUGACUGGCGAUGUUACCUCUGAGCUGCCAGAAACAGAAUAUUCUUUAAGGGCGUUUUGUGGUAUUCUGUACAUGAAGCCACGGAUGAAAAUUUUUCUGCGUCAAAAGAAGGUGACUACCCAGAUGAUUGCCAAGAGCCUGGCCAAUGUAGAAUAUGAUACAUAUAAACCUGCCUUCACAAAUAAGCAGGUCAGAAUCACUUUUGGGUUCUCUUGCAAGAAUAGUAACCAGUUUGGAAUAAUGAUGUAUCAUAACAACCGACUCAUAAAAUCCUUUGAGAAGGUGGGGUGCCAGGUGAAGCCAACUCGUGGAGAAGGUGUAGGAGUAAUUGGAGUCAUUGAGUGCAAUUUCCUAAAACCUGCCUACAACAAACAAGACUUUGAGUAUACCAAGGAGUACCGGUUAACAAUAAAUGCCCUUGCCCAGAAGCUCAAUGCUUACUGGAAGGAGAAAACAUCUCAAGAUAAUUUUGAGACCUCACCUGUAGCCAGGCCAAUACCGAAGGUCCCUGACCAGACAUGGGUUCAGUGUGAUGAGUGUCUUAAAUGGAGGAAGCUUCCUGGCAAGAUUGAUCCAUCCAUGUUACCUGCAAGAUGGUUUUGUUAUUAUAAUUCUCAUCCAAAGUACAGGAGGUGCUCUGUUCCAGAGGAACAAGAACUCAAUGAUGAAGACCUGUAUUUGAGCAAAGCUAAGAAACAAGAGCAAACUGUUGAGGAGAAGAAGAAGAUGCCUAUGGAAAAUGAGAACCACCAGGUAUUCAGUAAUCCACCAAAGAACCUUACUGUUCAAGAAAUGGCUGGAUUGAAUAACAAGAGCACUGGAUAUGAGGGAAUUCGUAGCCCUAGUGUGCUUCCAUCUGGUGGAGAAGAAAGCAGAUCACCUUCUCUUCAACUUAAGCCUCUGGAUACCAGUGUUUUUCAGUAUUCCAGUAAGCACAAAUGGAUCGUAGGUGAGGAACCAGUGGAGAAACGAAGAAGGCUCCAGAAUGAGAUGACAACACCUGUUCUAGAUUAUUCCAUGCCUGCUCCUUACAGGAGGGUAGAGGCAGCUGUUGCCUACCCAGAAGGAGAGAACAAUGACAAAUCGAGUUCUGAGAGAAGUACACCACCAUACCUUUUCCCAGAAUACCCAGAAGCAAGCAAGAAUACAGGUCAAAACAGAGAUAUUUCAAUUCUGUAUCCAGGGGCCCAAGACCAACGUCAGGGGUCCCUGCUUCCUGAAGAAUUAGAAGAUCAGAUGCCAAGAUUGGUGGCAGAAGAAUCUAACAGAGGUAGCACGAGCAUAAACAAAGAAGAAGUGAACAAAGGACCUUUUGUAGCUGUUGUUGGUGUUGCCAAAGGUGUUAGAGAUUCAGGAGCUCCCAUUCAGCUGAUCCCUUUUAACAGAGAGGAGCUUGCCGAGAGACGAAAAGCAACUGAAUCCUGGAACCCAGGGCCUUAUUCUGUGGCCUCUGCUGCAAUCCCGGCUGCAGCCACUGGGGAGAAAGGAAGAGGCUAUGAGGAGAGUGAAGGUUGUAAUACACCAAAGAUAAAGAACCAGAGAGAGCUGGAAGAAUUGAAGAGAACCACAGAAAAAUUGGAACGUGUUUUGGCUGAAAGGAAUUUGUUCCAGCAAAAGGUGGAGGAGCUGGAACAGGAGAGGAAUCACUGGCAGUCUGAAUUCAAGAAAGUCCAACAUGAAUUGGUGAUCUACAGUACCCAGGAUGCGGAAGGCUUGUACUGGAGCAAGAAACACAUGGGUUAUCGCCAAGCUGAAUUCCAGAUUCUGAAAGCUGAGCUGGAAAGAACCAAAGAGGAAAAGCAAGAGUUGAAAGAUAAACUGAGGGAGACAGAGACACACCUGGAAAUGCUGCAGAAGGCUCAGGUCUCCUACCGGACCCCAGAGGGAGAUGACCUAGAAAGGGCUUUGGCAAAGCUUACACGGCUCCGUAUCCACGUCAGCUAUCUCCUUACUUCUGUCCUCCCUCACUUGGACCUUCGUGAGAUCGGGUAUGAUUCAGAACAAGUGGAUGGGAUCCUGUACACGGUGUUGGAGGCAAAUCACAUACUGGAUUGAGCACCAGACUGUAUACCCUUCUCUUGUCUUCUGUCUGUUCUCUUUUCCCGCCCUUCCCCACAUCUCUCUCUUUCUCUCUCUUACCUUUAUGCCUUAUAUAGAGAAUCUCUGUGUAAAUCCUGGCUCAUAACAAGUCUGCUUCUUAUCAGUUUUGGUGUGGAGAAAGAGGCCAGUUUAAAUAGGCUUUCAAGUCUUGGAAUAGAAAAGCAAUAGUCACCAAGGUCGGUGACCUGAAAGCUUUAAUUUUCAUGACCUGGAUACGUGGUCUAUUUUAUAUCUUUUCUGAAAUCAUUUGUAUGCAUGAAGGUUAAAUCAAUCAGCAGAUACUGGGUACCAGCUGUUUUUAGGUAAGCUAACACGUAUAACUCAUGUUUGCAGCCUUCGAAGGUGUAACAAUCUAGUUCGAGAUGUAAGACAUACAUCACAUUAUACACAGAGGUGUAUGAUAUGUACGACUGAGUGGCACAGAUGUAACAGUGAAGAUCUGAGGGAGGAAGUUCAAGGAAGGCACCACACCAGAAAUGGGACCUAAAUUAAGGCUUAAAAAAUGAGCCUGGCCACACUGUCAAUGAGUGAUCUUUAGGUGUUAGGACUAUGGCUGACAUUUUUCUUCUUCCUAUCUUCUUGCCUUUUUCAAAUUUUCUAUAUUAAACUUGUUAUUCUUCCUCCGUUGGAAAAAAAUAAAUUGUUUUUAAAAAGAU
Saimiri boliviensis boliviensis (Bolivian squirrel monkey) is the source of this 3788-nucleotide messenger RNA. RefSeq names its product MORC family CW-type zinc finger 4 (gene MORC4). Gene Ontology annotation, molecular function: ATP hydrolysis activity; zinc ion binding. Lineage: Eukaryota; Metazoa; Chordata; Mammalia; Primates; Cebidae. Gene Ontology annotation, cellular component: nucleoplasm; nucleus. The record is from RefSeq and is a predicted model, not a curated record.